AUACCAUGUCCACCUCUGAACCCAUCGACCUACUGGAAAACUCUACUCUUUUCGAUGACAAUACCAUUGUCAUCGAAAUUGAUAACCUCCUCAUUGGAUGGCCAACAUACACAAUAGAUUUCACUCCAGAGCGUCCGGGACCAGUGAAGUUGAUAUUGCGCUUGAAGGAUGCGUCGAAAUUUAGAUGGGUUGAGGACGAGAACAGUGAAGAUGAGGCAGAGGGGACAGUAAAACCAAAAAGUCACUUGCCGCAAGUUACUGAAGAGGACCCAGACAUUACUCUGGUCUGUGAGGCAACUCCCAAGAAUACUCAACGCGUCAGUGCAAAACCCGUAGAGUUGCAUGGCGUCCGCAGAGACUCUCCUUCUAUACGUCUCACACGGGAGAAGUUCAAGGAGGAGCAUGGUUAUACAUGGCCCCCCCGCCGUGGCUUCAGGGCGGUCUCUUCUGAAGUACCAACCACUCAACUUGAUGCGAUAUUGACGUUGCCUGCUGCUGUCUGCUCCGAGUAAUUUUCUUUGCACUUUACCAUUGUCAUCUCAUUGCACUGUACCAUUGUCAUCUUGUUGCACUUUACUGUAUCGUUCUGCACAUACAUUGUCUCUGUAAUCAUAGAAUCACAUUAAUUGUAUUUUCUUGCUGUGCAACACGCAUAUAG
This is a messenger RNA of Suillus clintonianus, 658 nucleotides long. RefSeq lists its product as uncharacterized. Bases 6 to 512 code for a protein of 168 amino acids. The transcript has 4 exons. Lineage: Eukaryota; Fungi; Basidiomycota; Agaricomycetes; Boletales; Suillaceae. The record is from RefSeq and is a predicted model, not a curated record.